UUCACCUAAACUGACAGGCUGGACAAGGAGAGAAUUAAUCAAAGAAGCAGCCAAUAGAUCCAUGGUAACUCUGGAGGAACUACAGCUCAGGUGGCAGAAUCUGUCCACAGGACAACUAUUUAGUUGUACACUCCACACAUCUGGACAGAAGAAAGCCAGAAGAAUAAUCUGAGAAGAAGUACUGUUUGCCACAAACGAAGCAGGAGACACAGCAAACAGGAAGGAGCUCCGUUCAGAUGAGAUCAAAACUAAACUUUUUGGCCAAUAUGCAACAUGGUACAUGUAGCAGAACACAUCACCCUGAGCACACAGUUGCAUCUCUACAGUGAAACAAGGUGGUGGCAGCAUCAUGCUGUGGGGAUGCUUUUCUUCAGCAGGCACAGGGAAGCUGGUCAGAGCUGAUGAGAAGAUGGAUGGAGCUAAAUUCAGGACAAUCCUGGAAGAAAACCUGCAGAAGACCUGAGGUUAGGGUGGAGGUUCACCUUCCAGCAGGAGAACCACCCUAAACAUCCAGCCAGAGAUACGAUGGAUGGUUUAGAUCCAAGCAGAUUCAUGGGUUAGAAUGGCUUAAUUAAAGUCCAGACAAAGAUCCAAAACUGAUGUUCACAGAUGUUCUUCAUCCAACCUGACUGAACCUGAGCUGCUUUAUAAAGAAUGGGACAAGAUUUCAAUCUGUAGUUUAAAGCUGACAUCCCCACCUGAAUUUGGACCUGCUGUCAAAGGUGAUUCUAAAAGGUUCUGACUCAGGGAUCUGAAUAUAGAAUGUACACCUUACCUUUUUUUUGUAAAAAUGCUGAAAAAUGUGAAUCAUUUUCAUUUCACUUCAUAACUAGUUUCUGUUGGUUUGUGACAUAAAAUCUGAGGAAAAUACAUUCAGGUUUUUAGCUGUAAAGAGACAAUAUGUGAAAGAGUUAAAGAAGUGGUCAUACUUCUAAAGGUUCAGCAUUUACAACAUGGACAAUAUUCUGUCAGUCUCUACGCACAACCACAUGUUCAGUUAUAUUACUGAUUGCUGAAUGAUUUUUUAUUUUCACUAAUUUUGCUGUUCAAAUGUCGAGCAGCUUAUACUUAAACUGGCCUCUCAGAAUUAGGCCUCAUUCAGGUUACUGAGGAACCAAAUUGUGGGAGUUGGUGACAAAUGAAGCAGAGGCUCCAGCAGCUCCUGUGGCGCCCAGGCAGCAGCCUAUCGCAGCCGGCCUCAAACCAUCUAAUGAUGGACCGGAGGCGGGGGCAGCGAGGAGAGCGCUGAAGCUUCACUUCCCAAAGUCAGCAGUCUGAGAAGGGAUCUACCCCCGACCUGAGCGACACUUUUUACGCACGCUUCAACCAGGUGAAAUCUGACCUACAAGAAACAGACCAACUCCUGUUUUGCUUCGCUUCUCGUUGAGGUUUCAGGAAAGUCCGGUCUCAGUCAGUUUCAGGUGGAAAUGUUGCACUGAGAUAAAAUCCAACCGUCCGGAACCAGGAGAAACGCCUUGGAGUGUUGCGUCCUGUUUAACUCAAGGAGCUCAGAAGGAGGAGAUUCCACAGAACUUGAUGAUCACUCAGAACCAAGUCGGAGGGAGGCCCUGCUGAGGAGAUUCAGCCCGGAAUGAACCGGGUCGGCGUUGCGCCGAGUUGUGCGUAAAAUCCGCCGCGCACCGGACAGGAAGCGAACUAAUUAUAAUCAAAUCCUCAUUUCAAUAUCUGCUGUGAGCUUGAUGGACUGCAGCCAAUCACCCACCGAAGGGCAGCUGCAGUCGUAAAAAGGAUGAUCCCCCCUCCAUCAUAAUUAUACUGACAUGCGCAAUCUGCACCUCAGCAGCAGCCGCCGAGCGCGCAGCCUAUUUCACCGACCCCGCUGCCCAUGAAGGGUGCCAGUCUCAGCUCGUAGAUGAUCCGGCGGGAGGCGGCGAACACCUCAGCAUGUCUCGCCGAAAGCAAGCCAAGCCGCAGCAGCUCCGCUCAGAGGAGGAGGAGGCGGAGGAGGAAGAGGCGAGCCGGAGCGCAGCGCGGUGCAGGAGGGGAGCUGUUGGUGCAGCUGUGGAGUCCGGCCCAGGAUGCAGCAGCAGUGACGAAACACACAUAUGUGCCAAAUGUUGUGCUCAAUUCUUCACUUGGACUGAACUGAAUAAGCAUCAGAGAGUCUGCACCGAGGAUCCCCUGGUGCUCAUUGUGAACGACAGUCUUCCUGAGGAGUCUCCAGACGAGCCCUCUCCUGUUCCCAGCGUAGCGUUCAGCGACAACUCUGUAGCUGAGUCCAUGGACGCCAUCUUUGAGCUGACCAAUGACAAUGACAGUCUGGAUAAUUUAGAAGAACACAGGGAGUGGGAUGAAGGGAUGGAGCUAGAGGAUUUCCCACAAACAACUUCUAGCCCCCCACCUCCAGACUCAGUAGAGUCCAUGUCCUCUCAGAUGUCUGUGGCCGGCAGCUACAGAAUGCCGAGCACGAACGUUACGUUGGAGAUCCUCCACAGCACCAGGGUGGCCGUGGCCCAGUUCUCCCAGGGAAUCAAGAACGGUCUUGGCGGUAAGGCAGCCACAGCAGCCAUCCCAGUGAUCCUGGAGCACCUGCUGGCUCUGCAGCAGCAACAGGUCCACCAGCUGCAGCUCAUCGAGCAGAUCUGCAACCAGGUCGCUGUCAUGAACCGCCAGCCAACACAAGCAGCAUUAAACCCAGCAUCCAGGUCUGUGGUUCUGGCCUCUAACCCAGGAAUCAUCCCUCCUCCCAUCCUGCCUCUUUCGGGAACAAUGCCCUCCACCAUUAAUGGACAGGCUGCCGUGUCUUUGCCCUCAGUGCUUGAGAAGCCACAAAGUCUCCCCUCACAAAUUUUCUAUGGAAAGUCCACAUUUACCUCUGCGUCACCAGAAAACUCCACCUCACCCCUCUGCAGCAGCAGCAUCUCCACGCUGCUGCCUCCCUACACCAGCUCAAACAGUAUUAGCAGCUGCCAGGCUCUGAGCUCCUCCACCUCUCUCCCCCUGCCACAAACCAACUUCCUCAACUCUUCCUCCAGCCUGCCGUUUCUACCUCAGAGCCCCCCAAGCGGCGUAAUUUUCCCCAAUCCUCUGGCUAGCAUCGCAGCCACAGCCAAUGCACUUGACCCCCUGGCAGCCCUGAUGAAGCAGCGGAAAGGCAAACUUCCCAACGUGUCUCUUUUUGAAACAAAGCCCAGCCCAGAAGAACCCUUCUUCAAGCAUAAAUGCCGCUUCUGUGCCAAAGUGUUCGGCAGCGACAGCGCCCUGCAGAUCCACCUGCGCUCGCACACGGGCGAGCGGCCCUUCAAGUGCAACAUCUGCGGCAACCGCUUCUCCACCAAGGGCAACCUGAAGGUGCACUUCCAGAGACAUAAAGACAAGUAUCCUCAUGUCCAGAUGAACCCAUUCCCGGUGCCAGAGUAUCUGGAUAAUGUGCCAACAAGCUCUGGGAUUCCCUACGGUAUGUCGGUCCCUCCAGAAAAACCUGUCUCCUCGUGGUUGGACAGUAAGCCGGUUGUAGCAACCCUUCCUGCUGCUGUAGCUCUCCCGUUUUCCUCCACUGUUCCCAGAAUCGGAGGCUCUAAUGACCCAGGAAGUGUAACAGCAUCAGUUAAGUCUCCCUACCAGGCAGCUCCUGGUGAAUGUGUGUCUGAUCCACCAAACCACCGAGGCAGUGAGGCAGCUUUUUCUCCUGUUUCAGAGACUGAAGCCUCCAAAAUACUGGAAACAGAUGAGGCACAGCUACCUCAAAGCUGCACCCUGUCUCUGAGAGCUGACCCUGUCAAUGAGACACCCAGCCGGGUCAUCACACCAGAACCCAACACGUCAACAUCCCCGGCCUCCAGCUCUCCACCUGUCAUACACCUCACAGAUUCUCUGCAAACAUCUGAAACCUCGAAGCUUCAGCAGCUGGUGGAGAACAUCGACAAAAAGAUCACAGACUCCAACCAGUGCAUCUUGUGCCACCGUGUCCUCAGCUGUCAGAGCGCGCUCAAGAUGCACUACCGCACCCACACGGGCGAGAGGCCCUUCAAGUGCAAAGUGUGCGGCCGGGCUUUCACCACCAAAGGGAACCUGAAGACCCACGUGGCCGUUCACACAGAAAGCCCUCCGGUUCAGGUCCAGCACUCAUGCCCGAUCUGUCAGGAGAAGUUCAACAACGCCGUGGCUCUGCAGCAGCACAUCCGUCUGCACAUGGUUGGCCAGAUUUCAGACUUGGCCACGAUGGACAGACGUCAGGAGACUGACAAAUUCAAGAGUCUCAGCAGUAAUGGCAAUGAGCUCACUGAUGACAUCUCCAUGAAGGAUGAAGACGAGAAGGAGGAGGAGGAGGUAGAAAACAUAGAGGAUGAUGUUAAUCCAAUGAAACCCUUCGUCUCUGACUGCAGAUCUCCUCCAAAGUCUGUAUCAUCAGGUGAAUCAGCUCUGCAGAACCAAAUGAAGAUGACUGACGCCUCAGUGGGUCUGAACCACAGCUUCGCUGUUAAACCUCUUUCAGAUGGACUCAAAGACAGCAGCCACCUGAGUGCUGAUGGUGUUCUAUCAGAGCAAACAGUGGAGAACAGCUGCAACAACAGUCCUCAUGUGUCAGAAUCCUCCUGUUCUCCUCAUGCAGCAGCAUCUCCUCUACAAAGUGUCUCUGAAGGCCUGGCAGUCAAACCCCUAACAGCUGACAACAACAAGCUGGAAAACCAGGAGCUUCUGGCUGCUUCAGUGAAGAGAGAGCAGUCACAGUCUCCAACAUCAGCACCAGCAUCUGCACAUGAUCCAAGCAAAGCCUUUGUGAAGGAGGAGAGUCCUUACAGCGUGUCCUUCCAGCUGAGUCGAGACAGAGCUGCAGAUCAGAGCAUCUCCAGCCUGAUCACAUAUUCUUCAUCCAGCUCCAUCAAAGCUGAAGUGACCGGGCAAGGUCAGCUGAUUGGCAUGAUGGAGAGGCAGCAGCCGCCGCCUUUCAGCGUACUCGCCUCGGCAGCUUACCUGACCGCCGGCAGCCCUGGCAUGACCUCUCUGCUCGGCACCACACCUCCCAGACGAACGCCGAAACAGCACAACUGCAACGUCUGUGGGAAGAACUUCUCAUCGGCCAGCGCCCUGCAGAUCCAUGAGCGUACACACACUGGAGAGAAGCCGUUCGUCUGCUCCGUCUGUGGGAGAGCGUUCACCACUAAGGGCAACCUGAAGGUUCAUAUGGGAACCCACAUGUGGACCAACGCCCCUGCCAGGAGGGGUCGGCGGCUCUCCGUGGAGAACCCCAUGGCCCUGCUGGGUGGAGAGGCCCUGAAGUUUGGGGACAUGUUCCAGAAAGACCAGACGACCCGAGCCGUGAACGUGGACCCUGGAUUCUGGAAUCGUUACGCCACAGCGAUCACUAGCAGCCUGGCCAUGAAGACUAAUGAGAUCUCCGUGAUCCAGAACAGAAGCAUCGCUCAGCUUCACCCUCUGAGCGUCAUGAGCGCUGCCACUGGGCCAAUUACCAGCCUCAACAAGACCGGAAUGGACUUGGGAGGCAACCGGCAUUUUUCAAUGCUCAUUGAUGACGGCAAAGAAAUUGGAAUCAAUUAAAAAUAAACUGAGUGCUGAAAAACUUCUUAUGCAAAUUAUGAUAAACAUUAAAAUAUUUGCAAGGCAUCUUUAAAAGACUUGGUACAUUUCAGAGAACAAUGUGCUGCAGUCCUGUGUGAAGGUUUUCUACGCAGUAAAAUGUUCAGUUGUUCAGGGCUGCACACUGCUGCUGCAGCUGGCUCCUGCAAAUCACACAAUACACUGAAACUCCAACACUACCUGCAGAACAUCUGUUGUCUACGUUCUAAUGAGACUGUGUUGCUCUCAGCAUCUGAACUGAAUAAAAACUUGAACACAUUG
Molecule: messenger RNA, 5820 nt
Organism: Girardinichthys multiradiatus
Lineage: Eukaryota; Metazoa; Chordata; Actinopteri; Cyprinodontiformes; Goodeidae
Gene: sall3b
Product: spalt-like transcription factor 3b
Exons: 4
Coding region: 1906-5520 (1204 amino acids)
Biological process (GO): regulation of transcription by RNA polymerase II
Cellular component (GO): nucleus
Molecular function (GO): DNA-binding transcription factor activity, RNA polymerase II-specific; RNA polymerase II cis-regulatory region sequence-specific DNA binding
Source: RefSeq, a predicted model, not a curated record